Messenger RNA from Rubroshorea leprosula, 2034 nucleotides. The record is from the annotation of a GenBank genome assembly. NCBI's taxonomy places the organism in Eukaryota, Viridiplantae, Streptophyta, Magnoliopsida, Malvales, Dipterocarpaceae.
GUUUCCAUUCUAACUCAGCCGAGGACUUACAGAACAGAUUUCUUCAUUUGCAGCAUACAGCUACAGAGGCAACCCAGCUCUAAGUGGUUACUGAUUCAGCUGCAAACAGAGGUCACCGUCAUCACCGCCAUCUUCCUUUGCAUCAGAAUAGCUACGCCAUGGUUCACCCCCUAGAGAACACGAAUGUUGGUGGAUGGAGCAAUGUGGUACUUGCAUAUAAGACUCUAGGAGUUGUAUUUGGAGGGCUUGUAACAUCUCCUUUGUAUGUAUAUCCAUCAAUGCCUUUGAAAUCUCCCACUGAAGAGAAAUACUUGGGAAUCUUCAGCAUCAUGUUUUGGACUCUUACCCUCAUUGGGGUUGUCAAGUAUUGUGGCAUAGCUCUUAAAGCAGAUGAUCAAGGAGAAGGGGGAACAUUUGCAUUGUAUUCAUUGCUUUGUAGGAACAUGAAUAUUGGAAUCCUUUCUUCUAAACGUGCUAAUUCUAACUCAAUCUUGUCUGAAAACACUGAAAGGAGAAGUAGGCUUGUCAAAUUUUUUGAGAAAAGUAUAGUUGCCAGGAGAGGGUUGCUUUUUGUUGCUAUUUUAGGAAUGUGCAUGCUAAUUGGCGAUGGCAUCCUUACCCCUGCAAUCUCAGUUUUGUCAGCAAUGGAUGGAGUAAAAGCGCGGUUUGAUUCUGUCAGUAAAUCUCUGGUGGAAGCCCUUUCUGCAGUAGUUCUUGUUGUUAUCUUCCUGCUACAGAAAUAUGGCACUUCUCGAGUGAGCUUUAUGUUUUCUCCCAUCAUGGCUGCAUGGACUUUGAGCACUCCAAUUGUUGGAAUUUAUAGCAUUGUACAUCAUUACCCCAGUAUAUUCAAGGCACUAUCACCUCAUUACAUCUUUCUUUUCUUUUCAAGAAAUGGAAAAGAAGGGUGGCUGCUGCUUGGUGGUACCAUCCUUAGCAUCACUGGUUCUGAAGCAAUGUUUGCAGAUCUAGGUCAUUUUAACAAGCGUUCCAUUCAGCUGGCUUUCUUUUUUACAAUAUAUCCAUCUCUGGUUUUUACAUAUGCUGGGCAAACAGCAUAUUUGAUUAAGAACCCUGAUGAUUUCAAGGAUGGAUUUUACAAAUUUAUACCAAACGCUGUUUACUGGCCGAUCUUCAUCAUAGCCACACUGGCUGCAAUUGUUGCCAGCCAAUCUCUGAUAUCUGCAACCUUUUCUGUAAUCAAGCAAUCUGUUGUGCUGGAUUAUUUUCCUCGAGUGAAGGUGGUGCACACGUCUCCCAACAACGAAGGAGAAGUUUACUCUCCAGAAGUGAAUUACAUCCUUAUGAUUCUUUGUGUUGCAGUGAUACUCAUAUUUGGGGAUGGAAAUAUUGCGAAUGCUUUUGGUGUUGUUGUUAGCCUAGUCAUGCUCCUUACAACUAUAUUACUGACACUAGUCAUGAUCAUUAUCUGGAGAACAUCACCGUUGCUGGUUGCACUUUACUUCUCUGUAUUUUUCACAAUGGAGGGUGUUUAUACAAGGUUUUACAUUAGUAAGAAAUGUAGCAGGUUUGACAGAUUCAUGCUUGUCUUUUAUGAAGUUCUUCAUGGUAAUUCCAGAUCAGCCUUGCCUUCUCUAGGGGUGCUGCCACCACAGUGUAUUGAGGUUGGGAUGCUUUAUGAGGCUUAAAGAGAUACUUAUAUCAAUGGCUCAAUCAAAUUCCGCUAGAUGCAACAUGUAGGUAAGUAGUAGGAAAGCAUAUUGCAAGGUUCAUAUUUCUUGAACCAGGUUAGGUCCUGACUUCCUAUAAUAUCAUCUUUUUUUUUCUUUUUUUUUUUUGUGAGAACUUCACCUGUCUACUGUAUUUUUCUCUGGGAAAAAGGAGCACAAGAACUUCCUACGGGAGAGUACAGUACUCUUGUAUGGUUAAAUUUGUUGGGAUCAAAUUGUUGUUAGUUUUAGUUGUGUACUGGAGCCUAUAUUUGCUAGCUAGGAUGUGAUGUAAGAUAGGACUAUCAUUUUAUGUUCACAGAUAUUAGUUGUUCUUUAUACAUAGGUUAAAUGCUAAAUUUGG